Molecule: messenger RNA, 1711 nt
Organism: Prinia subflava (tawny-flanked prinia)
Lineage: Eukaryota; Metazoa; Chordata; Aves; Passeriformes; Cisticolidae
Gene: KCNAB2
Product: potassium voltage-gated channel subfamily A regulatory beta subunit 2
Exons: 15
Coding region: 172-1377 (401 amino acids)
Biological process (GO): regulation of action potential; regulation of potassium ion transmembrane transport; transmembrane transport
Cellular component (GO): membrane; voltage-gated potassium channel complex; cytoplasm
Molecular function (GO): potassium channel regulator activity; voltage-gated potassium channel activity; transmembrane transporter binding
Source: RefSeq, a predicted model, not a curated record
GCUCCGGGGAGCCCAGGCUGGCUCCAUGUAUCCCGAAUCCACCACUGACUCCCCAGCGCGACUCUCGCUGCGGCAGACAGGCUCCCCAGGGAUGAUUUACAGCUCUCUCCGUAGCACCACAGAGUGUUUGGCGGCACGGCUGGCCGGCAGACCCCCCGCUCGGGUGGCAGGAUGCUCUCCAUGACCUACAGUGAGAGCCUGCGCAGCGUGGCUAUCCGGCCCAGCCCCGAGUGGGGGCUGCCCCCAGCCCCCCGGGCGGCCGACGGGCUGGAGCUGCGGCGGCUGCGGGACGUGCGGGCGGCGGCGCGGGUGAAGACGCUGGAGGAGUUCCUGCGGAUGCACGGGCUCUCCCUGGCCGACAGUACCGCCCGCGCCACCGGCAUGAAGUACAGGAACCUCGGGAAGUCUGGGCUGCGUGUGUCCUGCCUGGGUCUGGGAACAUGGGUGACUUUCGGAGGGCAGAUCACAGACGAGAUGGCGGAGCAGCUGAUGACUUUAGCUUAUGACAACGGCAUUAAUCUCUUCGACACAGCAGAAGUCUACGCUGCCGGCAAGGCCGAGGUGGUGCUGGGGAACAUCAUCAAGAAGAAAGGGUGGAGACGAUCCAGCCUGGUCAUCACCACCAAAAUCUUCUGGGGAGGAAAGGCUGAGACAGAGAGGGGCCUGUCCCGAAAACACAUCAUAGAAGGUCUGAAGGCAUCGCUGGAGCGGCUGCAGCUGGAGUACGUGGACGUGGUGUUCGCCAACCGCCCCGACCCCAACACGCCGAUGGAAGAGACGGUGCGAGCCAUGACCCAUGUCAUCAACCAGGGGAUGGCCAUGUACUGGGGGACCUCGCGCUGGAGCUCCAUGGAGAUCAUGGAGGCGUACUCGGUGGCCCGGCAGUUCAACCUGAUUCCGCCGAUCUGCGAGCAGGCCGAGUACCACAUGUUCCAGCGGGAAAAGGUGGAGGUGCAGCUCCCUGAGCUCUUCCACAAGAUAGGUGUUGGAGCCAUGACCUGGUCCCCACUGGCCUGUGGCAUUGUCUCGGGGAAGUACGAUGGGGGCAUCCCCCCCUACUCCCGUGCCUCGCUGAAGGGAUACCAGUGGCUGAAGGACAAGAUCCUGAGUGAAGAGGGCCGGCGGCAGCAGGCAAAGCUGAAGGAGCUGCAGGCCAUUGCUGAGCGCCUGGGCUGCACCCUGCCCCAGCUCGCCAUUGCCUGGUGCCUGCGCAACGAGGGUGUGAGCUCCGUCUUACUGGGGGCCUCCAAUGCCGACCAGCUGAUGGAGAAUAUUGGAGCAAUACAGGUCCUUCCAAAGCUGUCGUCUUCCAUCGUCCACGAGAUCGAUAGCAUCCUGGGCAACAAACCAUACAGCAAGAAGGACUACAGAUCCUAAGCGCGCCCGAGCGCGCCGCCCGCCGCGCAGCCCUCGCCGCCCGUUCGCUUGCUUACGCUUUGUUGGAGCAAAGUGGAGAGUGUGGCUCGCACCGCGAGCGCCGAGAGCCAGCGCUCCCGCCCGCGCUGCCCCGGACAUGGCACCGCAGCCGCCCGGCCCGGCUCCGCGGCGCAGGGACGGCCGGGGGAGGCGAGCCCGGGCUGCCCGGCCGCGCUGCCCGCAGCCGGAGCCGCCGCGGGGACCCGUUGCAUGCGUGGCUCCUGCCUCCGCGUUGGCGGAGGCGGCGGGCGCGGGGUGGACGCGGGUGCUGUACGCCCACGAGGCCGACAACACG